AUGGCGCGGGACAACCGAUUGCUCGUUGUCGUGGCAGGCGUCACGGUCGUCCUCGUGCUCGCUCAGUUUGUGCUGAUUAGCGAGCAAUCAGCAGUGUAUGUCGUGCAGGAGGACGAGCCGAUGCAGUUGGAAGCGCAGAAGGCGGUACAGGGGAAGAAGACGCUCGUGUUUGAACAGCCCAAGACGCUGCCAGUCGUGUUGAUGCACGGUAUGGGUGACGCUGCGAGGAACGGAGGUAUGCUGCGCAUACAAAAGGCAAUCGCAGAGCGUCUUGGAACUUAUGUGGCGAACGUGCAGCUGGGCGAGUCGGUGCAUGACGAUGUGACCAACAGCUUCUUUAUCACGAUGGACAACCAGACAGCAAUGUUUGCUGACAUUGUGCGAAAGGACCCACAACUGGCGCUCGGAUUCAAUGCGGCGGGGUUCUCACAGGGCAACUUGUUGAUUCGCGCGUACAUUGAGCGGUAUAACGACCCACCAGUUCACAAUUUUAUCUCGUUUCAUGGACCGCUUGCUGGCGUCGGAGGACUUCCACGUUGCUCGCCUCUUAACUUUAUCUGCAAGGAAAUUGACAAGCUGAUAGGAGAAGCAGUCUACACCGAAGAAGUUCAAGAGCGCAUCGCACAGGCAAACUACUACCGAGACCCGCUUCGUAUCGAUGCCUACCUCAAGCAUGCGAGGUUCCUCCCCGAUCUGAACAACGAGCGGACGCCGGUCAACAAGACGUACAAGGACAACUUUACCAAGCUGCAGAACCUCGUGCUUGUCCGCGCGAACCAGGACACGCAGGUCUUUCCCAAAGAGUCGGAAUGGUUUGGCAUGUACGAAGACGGCGAUCCGUAUCACCACGUGCUGCGCUUCAACGAGACGCGGUGGUACGAGGAAGAUUUGUUCGGCUUGAAGACGCUCGACGCGGCCGGUAAGGUGCACUUCUUGUCCACGGACGGCGACCACCUGAGGUUCUCGAUUGACUUUAUACUUGGCGUGGUCGACAAGUACUUUCGUCCGCGCCUGACGACAAACUAG
Hyaloperonospora brassicae is the source of this 1026-nucleotide messenger RNA. Lineage: Eukaryota; Oomycota; Peronosporomycetes; Peronosporales; Peronosporaceae. The record is from the annotation of a GenBank genome assembly.